Messenger RNA from Lytechinus variegatus (green sea urchin), 2253 nucleotides. RefSeq names its product octopamine receptor beta-2R-like. The record is from RefSeq and is a predicted model, not a curated record. Gene Ontology annotation, cellular component: membrane. Gene Ontology annotation, biological process: G protein-coupled receptor signaling pathway. The coding region runs from base 259 to 1350 and encodes 363 amino acids. NCBI's taxonomy places the organism in Eukaryota, Metazoa, Echinodermata, Echinoidea, Temnopleuroida, Toxopneustidae. The transcript is spliced from 2 exons. Gene Ontology annotation, molecular function: G protein-coupled receptor activity.
CUGGAAUACUGUGGUGCAGUGAGAUUUUUUGUAAAUGUGUCAUCUUUGAUAUUUUUUUUCUUCAAAAAGGGUGGACAGAUAAAAAAUAUAUUUCUUGUUGUAGUCUUCAAUGGAUGUGAACAUAGGAAGUACACAGGAAAUACAACAUAGAUUCUGGCAAGGCAAGUUGAGCAAUUUCCUCUUGACUAAUGCAAUGAUGAAAAAUAUAAGAAUCCUGCAGAGUGGACACAAGGAGUUUUGCCUGCUGUGUGAUUAAUCAUGGAUGACUUGUACACAGCCCAAAUGGAUAACACUUUGAAUGUUACUACAGCUUUUCAACCAACUUUACCCUUGAUCUACACCAGCCAAACUCAUGUUGAAGUCAUUGCUUCCCUGACCAUUACCAUUGGAAUACUGGGCAUUGUUGGGAACUUAAUGGUGUUCCUGGCGGUUGCUCUCUCAAAGGGUCUCCAGAACUCCACCAAUGUCUUUGUGGUGAGUCUAUCAAUAUCUGACUUCAUUUCCGCCAUUACUCUGCCAUUUCAAGGUGCUUCAGUGCUCUCCGAGUCUGGCUGGCCUUUCAGGAAAGGACUGUGUUCCCUCGUGGGAGCCUUAUUCAUCUGGACAAACUCAACCAGCAUCCUGACUCUAACAGCCAUUGCAGUCAACCGUUAUAUCGUCAUCACUAAGACUAAGAGAGUUCAGCAGAGGAUCUACACACACUGUGGAAACAUCUUCAUGGUAGCACUGCUAUGGAUGUUUCCAUUCCUGGUUUUGGUGACUCCUCAGCUCAUUCCUGCAACAGGUGAUAUAGUGUAUGAUCCUGUCUUCAGGUCGUGUAUCUGGGAUUUGGAACAUCCUUUAGCCAUUGUGUUUCAAAGCAUAGGCUCGGUUAUCUUCAUCAGUUGCUCCAUCAUCAUAGCCUACUGCUACGCAGCAAUCUAUCGCUGUGUCCGAAGACAUGUCAAGAAGACAGGAAACACCCUCAGAGAAUCAAGUGAAAACUUAGAAAUGAAAGAUCAAACCAACAGAAAGAUGCCAUCGAAAGGCCCAAGCAUCAAGCAAAUCAACAUCACCAAGAACUUGGCUGUGAUUGUAGUGGUAUUCUUCAUCUGCGUUCUGCCAUAUACCCUAAACCUGUUUGCAUCAAUGUAUGGCUUAUACACAGCCUACCUAGCUGUUCUUGUGGUUCUUCCCAAUUGUUUGAACCCAAUGAUCUAUGCAGCAAGGCACCCUCGAUUCAAGGUAGUCUUUAAAUGCAUGUUAACCUGCAGGUUCUGGGAUAUCCCUCAUCCUUCUGAAUGGCUCAAAGCUCUUCUUCAUAACACAGGUUCUGCCAAUAGAACUACACAGUCCAGCUCUACAGUUUGAUUAUCAGUCAGAUUAAAUCAAGCAAUUUAAUCUGUUGCUGACUGGAACUGAAUGAUUCCUGUAUAAAGCCUAUUAAUGAGAAUUGCUGAAUUCAGUUGUCAACCGGAUAACAAAUGUUCCUUCCACUUCUCAACACACAGGAUUUCACAAUGACUUUCCUGAUUCCACAGCAUUUUGAAUAUAUAUAGUGAAACUUAAUUUAACCCAUUGAAUAACCACUGUACAAAGCUUAUAGAAAUAAAAAAAAUUUAGAAGUCAACGCUUAGAUCAUGACUUUUGGGGUUGGGUGUCAAUUUCUACAUCUUCAACCUGAUGUCAUCCUGGCAAACCAGCUUUUCUUCUCAACUUUGCCAUCCCUGAAGGCUCUGUCACAUCGUUCUGUGCCUUGCGUGUGACUAUUUAUGCUACCCAUAGGUCGCCUGCAUGAACAGUAUCUCACACACGUUGCCCGCAGAAGUACACGCAAGUCUGAUUUGCGCACAGAAAAGUUUUGAACAUGCUCAAAACUUUUUUGCGGGUGAGUUGCAGGUGAUUGACCGCAACUCAUCCACAAGGCUUGCACGGAACAAUGUGACAGGGCCAUUAACUAAUCUGAAUAUUGGUCAUAGUAUCAUAGUAAUUCCUUAAUAAUGGGUAGUUGUAAGAAAUCAUAAGACUUUGACAAGAAAAUCAGAUUAUAUUUCUUCAAAGCCAAAUUCAUCAUGCUCAUCCAAAAUAUGGUGUAUUAAACAAUGAAAUGCAUAUCAAGUUUUCUAUGUCAUUGAUUUGGUACUCUAUACACACAAUCUGGAAAUACAUGUAGGUGAUGUCUGCACCUAUUACAUACUUCAUACAGAAUACCCAUAUGUCCAUACCAUUUCAAAAUGCAAGAGAUGGUUACAGCUAAUGGUACUUACUUAUCGA